CUCUUUUCAGAUCUAUCAAAGAACAGAUUAACGGAGAUUCCUACGGAGUUGUGCCAUUUUGUGUCACUGGAAACACUGAAUCUAUACCACAACUGUAUUAAAAUUAUACCAGAUGCCAUAGUGAACUUAAGAAUGCUAACUUACUUAAAUUUGAGUCGAAAUCAACUUUCUUCUUUGCCAGCUUGCCUGUGCGGUCUUCCUCUAAAAGUCUUAAUUGCAAGUAACAAUAAGCUAGGUUCCCUUCCAGAAGAGAUAGGUCAGCUAAAGCAGUUAAUGGAACUGGAUGUCAGCUGCAAUGAAAUCACAACUUUGCCACAACAGAUAGGCCUGCUGAAAUCUUUAAAAGAACUGAAUGUCAGAAGAAAUUACCUCGAAGUUUUACCCCAAGAGCUAGUACAGCUUCCCUUGGUGAAGUUCGACUUUUCCUGCAAUAAAGUGCUUGUGAUUCCCAUUUGUUUUAGAAAGAUGGCACAGUUACAAGUACUGCUGCUUGAGAACAAUCCUUUGCAAUCUCCACCAGCACAAAUUUGUACAAAGGGGAAGGUGCAUAUAUUCAAAUAUCUGACAGUACAGGCCUGUCAGAUUAAAACAGCAGACUCACUGUAUCUUAAUGCCAUAGAACAGCCACAUUUGCCACAACCUGUGGAAGAAAGCAUUGAUGACCUCUACCCAAGUAAAAAGGACUCGGAUUCAGGUGUUGGUAGUGACAAUGGUGAUAAGCGUUUGUCAGCAACAGAGCCAUCUGAUGAAGAUACUAUCAGCUUUAAUGUUCCAAUGUCAGACAUUGUGGAAGAAGAUCAGGUUGUAAAGGAAGAUUCAGGUCACCAUGCUAACUCAAGAAAAGUGGAAUUCCAUCAGGGAUCUUCUCACUUGAUUGUCAAUGAUAAAUCAAGAGAGACAGGAAUCCGGCUUGAUGAAUCAGAUGCUCUUACUACAGAAUUUAUGAGCUACAUUAAGAGCAGAGCAGCAGAGUGUGAUGAAUUACUGAGAAUUGAAGAGGACGCACAAUGGCAAACAGAAGAAAUAAUAAAUAUGUCAGAAGAACAAACUAUUGAUAUAGCAAUGAUAGAACAACUAAGAGAAGCAGUAGAUUUGUUACAAGAUCCCAACAGAUUAAGCAUGGAUAUUUCAGAAAGCAGUGAUGUGAAUCUGUAUCCCAUGGAACCAGCAACAGCUUUAGAGUUUCAGGAAUCUACAGUAAACAGUCAAAUGCAGAUGGAGAUGUCCUCCCUUGGCCAGAAAGAAAAUGCUGAAGAGGAACUAGAAUUUCAGAGGAGGAGGGAAUUAAUUAUGGAGAAAGCCAAGAAUGAAAUGAGAACAUGUGAACAGGGUGAAAAAUGGUCAUUGAAUCAGAAUGAUGUAAUUGUUUGGAAUACAAGUGGCCAACCCUCUCCCAAUGAGAACAAAGAUAAAAGUCCAACGCUGUCUCCUACUACAAACAACACAAUCCCUUUUGGCCUGAAGCCACGAUCAGGUAUUGUAGGAAAGAAAAUCAAUCAAUUUUUGUACUUUUUCACAUCUGUGCUAUUAAUAGAUACUUGUAUUUUCAUUUUCUCUUACAAUUCAGUGAUGAAAACACUUUCUGUAUUCUGAAGGCUAGAACACUGUCUAUAUGUUUGACUUGAGAUCAAAUUUGUAAUAACUCUGUUUAAUGCAUUUUAUGUACAUCAGUUUUUACCCCUUUCUGAUAAAUCAGGUGUUUUAUUAAUUAUAUUUAUACACACACACACACAUUUAAAAAGAAGCACAUACAAACGCACAUUUUAUACAUGUAUGGGUAUACAGUAUGAUAAAAUAUGUUGGUAAAUAAUAUGAGAAUAACCAGACUUGUUUAGAAAAUGCUUAUGUGUGAGUCUCUCAGUAGUUAUAAUUGUGUAAGGAGAAGUGGUUUGAGGAAGAUCAGAUGUUUUCUUCAGCCUGCAAAUGAGUUUAAAGAAUUUGCAAUGUGCCAAAUCUGUAUUGCAGAUUCACAUGCAGUUUAUUAGAGGGGAGGGAAAAAAGUAGGACGAAGUCAACAAAAUAAACUGUAAUGUAUUUGAGGGCUUCCCUUAAAAGCAGGGUAUGUUACAGGUAAACUCUGUUCUUACCUUCUGUGUGCUCAGGUGGUCAGUAUUGAUUGUCAGUGCUGUUAAGUCACAUCACCUCUAAAGAAUAACCUUAAUAUUUUAAGUAUGCUUCAGCAUUCAGUGGCUGUAAUUCUGUUUUCUCACAUUCACUACAAAUGCUUUUAGUCGAAUGCUGGUAAACCACUACAAGCUUGUAGCUUCCAUAACAAAAUACCUUGGCAAUAAUGGCAGCAGUUUCGUAUUUGAAUGUAGUUUAGGAAAUUGUACCCAUAGAUUUGUUUUUAAGGUUUACAGAGCAAAGAAAGUGUUAUUGAACAAACCUUGCUUCGUAAAGAAAGCAUUUUAAAUUUCCUGCAUUGUUAUAAUAUAGAAGUUGGGCAGAUCUGUUCAUUUCAAUUUCAUAGUAUGUUGCUAAACUCUGACUAUUAUUUUUCUUCCUGAUGCUUCAGAAGAAUUAUUUCUUAACAUACAAAGUAUGGAUUAAAUGAUGAGCAAAAGGGGCCUUUCAGGACUUGAAAAAACAUGAUUUGAAUAAUAUUGUUCAGUCCAGUGUCAACUGCUAGGAGAGAUACAUGCAAAGGCAAUGUCAGAAUACAGACUUUCAUAGGAGGUAGCCUGCGCUCUGCUGAACUGCCAGUGAAAUUUGCUGCCAGGAACUGGAAGCAGUAUUGUAGAAUUGAAUGAAAGCAAGACUAUGAUUUUGUAUUCAGGUUAGUUUAGCACACGUUUCCUAGUCUUGGCAUAUCAGUUGUCUCAAGACAUUCUAUAUCCAUUGACUGUAAUACAUAAAGAGAAAAAUACACUUUCCAAAAAUAGCAUAGCUAAUCUUUCUUGGAGAGUUUCCAGAAGGACUGGAUUGCAGGGGUUGCAAUGUCCUGCAACGUUCCUACAAGACUAGUGAUGGGAGACCCAGACCUGCACAACUCCUCCAGUUCCCCCAUGUAUAUUGAAACACUGUAACCUCAUUAAAUACUAAUGUCAGUUGAUUAUAAUCUGCUAUUUUGCUGCUUUGUACCAAUACAAAUUUAUAUAUAUAUAUUUGAAUCACUGACUAUGCCAGUACUAUAAUGUUGUUUGGUCACAGCUGUGGGAUAUAGAAAACCCAUUUAUCUGGAUUUGUUUUCCUUUCCAUUAUCGUACACUACAGAACCACCAACUGAGAGCCAUUUCUGCAGUCUUUUACCUCAUUGCAGUGCAGUUUCAGUGAUGUUGCCUUAGAUUUAUACUGCAGUAAGGCAGUUGAAUUUGACAGUAGUAAAACUUGAAGUCCGACAUCAGAUAAAACAGCAGUAUAUUAGCUAUGUAACAGUGUGGCAAAAUAAAACCUUACAAUGGAGUAGGGAUACUGCAUAUUGUUUCCUCCCAUCUUGCUGCUCUGUAAUUGCAGUAGAAAUAGUAUUUAAAUUUAUUUUGCCAGCGCUAAGAAAAAGAUAUAGAUAAAAAUAGUUUGCAGCUCAAGAUACUGGCAUAUUUGUGAAUCCUGCACAUUUUUCCUGCCAGUUUGCCACAGCUAGUUCCUUCACUGUUACAGCUUUUUGUACAAGUCUUGUGUGAGUUUGAACCAUUCUCUCACUGUCUUAAUUUGUUCUUCUUAACUACACACUGCCCCAAAGCUGAGCUGUCUGGUCUAGAGGUCCAGCAGUUCUGUGAUCCAGAAAAGUUUUUCAGCAUAGUGUAUAGUUUAUUUUGAUAGCUUUUUUAUUCAAGUUCUUCAUUACCUUAGGGAAAAAUUUAGUAGAGCUCACUGGAGACAGUUUUUCCAGGAAAAUGUAUGCAAACUUAACUUUCUGAAAAUGGAGAGCUUAUUUUCAGUUUGUUUUCGUCUAUUUUUAAUGAAUGUUGCUUUCUAUUUGACUUUGUUCCCCUCAGUGUUUCUUAAUGACUUAUGUCUCUUCCAAAUCUGAAAGUAAAACAUUCUAGAUUUCUGGUAAUGCU
Meleagris gallopavo (turkey) is the source of this 4001-nucleotide messenger RNA. The record is from RefSeq and is a predicted model, not a curated record. NCBI's taxonomy places the organism in Eukaryota, Metazoa, Chordata, Aves, Galliformes, Phasianidae.